Messenger RNA from Boleophthalmus pectinirostris (great blue-spotted mudskipper), 2049 nucleotides. Its product is annotated as receptor for retinol uptake stra6-like. Gene Ontology annotation, cellular component: plasma membrane. The transcript is spliced from 17 exons. NCBI's taxonomy places the organism in Eukaryota, Metazoa, Chordata, Actinopteri, Gobiiformes, Gobiidae. Bases 1 to 2049 code for a protein of 682 amino acids. Gene Ontology annotation, molecular function: signaling receptor activity; retinol transmembrane transporter activity. Gene Ontology annotation, biological process: vitamin A import into cell. The record is from RefSeq and is a predicted model, not a curated record.
AUGAACCAGAGCGCGCAGCAGUCCGAGCCCUUCGACUAUUCGUACUACGAGUAUCCGGACUGGUACUCGAACAACGCCGAGCCCACCAAGCCCCCAAAAGAGGUGAUUCUUCCGUGUGAUCCGGUGGCUGAUGAUAAAAUCUUCCACAUCGUGAUCCUCUCUCUCUCCUUGGUGGCGCUGUUGGUUCUGGCGUUUCUGAGCAGAAAGAACAAACUGUGUGAGGGCUUCACCCGCGGAGCCUCCUCCAUCUUCAGUCCGGUGAACUUCCUGGACCAGACCCAGGACAAGUCUCUGGUCUUGGCCGUGUUCGGUUUGGUCUUCAGUAAACUGGCCGUGAGCGUGAUCGCCCCGGACCCCCUGCCCUUCUACAAGGACACGCCCCCUCACCUCAAAGAGUAUCUGAAGAUCGUGUCCAUCUUCUAUUACCCGCUGCUCUACUGCCCCCUGCUGGUCUGCUCCACCCUGCAGCGCCGCACCGGGUACCUCCUCGGGACCCUCCUCUCCUUCAGCCACGGAGCCGUGCUGCUCUGGCAGAAGGUCGACUGCCCCAAGACCCCCGAGUUGUAUAAGUUCUACUCUCUCCUGGCGUCGCUGCCUCAGCUCCUCUGCCUCUUCUUCCUCUGCGUUCGCUUCGUCCUCCUCUUCGUCAAAGGACCGGAGCACGAGCAGGACCUGGACAGCAGCUACUACACCGAGUACGUGAAGGAGCUGCUCAAGAAGAAGCCCUCAUCCAGUUCGUGUGUCUCAGAUCAGUCCGGUCUGGUGCAGAGGAUCCUGGAGCUGCCCAAGAGUUACAUCUACGUCCCAGAGAAAGUUUUCCGGUUUCCUCUGAAGUUUUCCGUCGGAGCGUUCGUGUCCUUCGUCUGCAUUUACCACACGUCGCUCCUCCUGAUCGUCCUGGUGGUUCCGACGCUCCACAUCGUGCGCGCCGGGAUCGACGAGAACAUGUUCUACCUGAUGAUGGGCUUCGGGAUCGUUCUGUCGGAAGAUCGGCAGGAGACGGUGCAGAUCCUGGUCUAUUACACAUGGCUCCUGGAAGUCUGUUAUCUUUGUGCUAUGACUCUGUCCAUCGUGGUCAGUCUCCUCAUGCUCAUGAAGUCCAUGCUCCAGCACAGGUCAAACCUUCGGGCCUUGUACAGAGGAGACAUGUGUGAGAUCUUCAGCCGACACAAAGCUCUGGAGCCCAGUCCGGGGGGUGUGGUUUGUUGGAUGGGGCUGGUGGGAUAUCAGGCCGCCCUCUACAGUCUGGGCAUGGUUCUCCAGACGGUGGUGUUCUUCAUCUGCUUCCUCUUCCUCGUCUUCCUGGUGAUCGUCCCGGUGUUUUACGGGAGGAACCUGCUGAUGUUCGAACAGGCGGCUCACACCUGGUCGGCGUGGGUGACCCUGAUCCUCGUCACGGUUCUUCAACACGUCACGGCCAAGUUCAUGUUCGUGAAGAAAGAGUCUGGAACCACAGACAUCGACAACAGGGACUCCCUGUUCCUCCUCACCUACUUGUUGUUCCUGGUGAAUUCUGUAGUCGGUUUGUUGGUGUCGAUGUGGAGGAUCCUGAUCUCGGCCGUUUACAACCUGAUCCACAUGGGCCGGACCGACCUGAGCCUCCUGCACCGGACCAGCCAGGACUACGACCCAGGUUACUGGUUCUACACUCAGUUCCUGUCGGUGGAGGUGAGUCAGACUCAUCCUGUGAUGAAGUCCUUCUGUGGUCUCCUCCUGGACCUGAUGAUGGACGGAGGAAGAGCCGCCCACAAGAUCCAGCAGGUCGAGGAAGGUCUUCAGGAGAACCGUCCAAACGCCGCCGUCUUGAGUCGUCGGAUCCGCAGACGUUGGCGGCUCCUCUUCACUCUGGUCAAUAAUCCGUCUCUGCUCGGCUCCAGGAAACACUUCCAGACCCCGAGCGGCCAGACCCACGCUGCCCACGCUGCCCACGCUGCCCACGCUGCCAACGGCACGCCCACCGCCAACACAGGAAGCAGGAAGUCACAGGCAGGAAGUAGGAAGGAGCCUGAGCUGGAGGUGGCGGUCGAGGCUAAAACCGAAGAGCAGUAG